This is a messenger RNA of Leptinotarsa decemlineata (Colorado potato beetle), 822 nucleotides long. RefSeq lists its product as uncharacterized. The record is from RefSeq and is a predicted model, not a curated record. NCBI's taxonomy places the organism in Eukaryota, Metazoa, Arthropoda, Insecta, Coleoptera, Chrysomelidae.
AUAUCCCUUCAUUUGACGAAGAUAUCCCAUUUCCAGAGUUUUCCUCCGUCAGUUCCAAAACAACAACCGCAAAGACAGCAACCCGAACCAGUGCAUCAAAUACGUCCUAAUCAGCAACAGCAAUGGUAUCAACCAGAACCAGUUCAACAACCCCGUUCUAAUCAACAACAGCAGUGGCAGCAACCUGAACCAGUUCAGCAAUCACGUCCUAACCAGCAGCCCAUUGGUGUACGUAUAGAAAUUCGUACCAACCCAGCCUCCUCCUUCCCAAGUUCCGAAGAAAGGAAGCCGAAUGCUGUUUAUGUUACUCAACCCCUUGUCUUCCAAGAUCCAGGUCCAGGAGUACCUCCCCAACAGAAAAAAAUUGAUAGCCAAGGAGCUAGGAUAAUUCCAAUACGCGUGGAAGGUACUCACCAGGGUUCGGCAACUCCUCCCACUCCAAGCAGUGAAAGGUCUUUCAGCAGACAGCAAAGUUUUGGAAAUAAUCCUACGCAAUCAAACUCUUUCAAAAUAAUUCAGAAAAUCACAAACACCGAUGAAGACGAAGAUGAUGAGGAUACUCCGAUAACUAAACAUUCGCCCAGGUUUCCACAAAACUUCCAGCAGCCUGAACAAAUUGGCAAAAUGAAGGUGAAAGAUGUUGAUCAGAAUAUGUCGAACACAUUCAAACAAGACUUAAAUAUCCAUGACGAAGAAAAUCCUAGGUAUAGAGGAGGACAUAUACCAUCAAGGGUUUUCAAAAUACUAGAUGAAAGUGGUAUUGUAGUACUUCUAUAUUUAUUGGUGGUGGAACUUUCAUUUUUAUAGUAUCAUCAUGACCAA